Molecule: messenger RNA, 3782 nt
Organism: Syzygium oleosum
Lineage: Eukaryota; Viridiplantae; Streptophyta; Magnoliopsida; Myrtales; Myrtaceae
Exons: 21
Coding region: 85-2586 (833 amino acids)
Biological process (GO): mismatch repair; negative regulation of DNA recombination
Molecular function (GO): ATP hydrolysis activity; mismatched DNA binding; ATP-dependent DNA damage sensor activity
Source: RefSeq, a predicted model, not a curated record
GUGUUUUCUGGCACUCCUCGUCAUCCAGAGAAGCCCCCGCCAUUUUCAAACGAACGGUCUCUGCUCGAAAGAACAGCAGCAACCAUGGAGUCUCGCACGCUCUUCCUCCACUCCGUCGCCUUCCCUCCAUCUCCUUCUCCUUCUCCUUCUUCUCGUCCUUCUUCUUUGCUACUCGCCGUCAGUUUGAGGUCCGUCUGUUUCAGAAACCGAGCUCUCCUCAGUCGGUGCUCCGUCGCCUCCCGGACCGCCUCCGCCGGCGGCGGCGGCGGCGGCGAGCCGUCCUCCGCUCGCUUCCAGAGCCUCAGGGUCCUGGAGUGGGACAAGCUCUGCGAUUCCGUCGCCUCGUUCGCCGGCACCUCGCUCGGCCGGGAAGCCGCUAAGGCUCGGUUGUGGUCUCUGGAUCAGACGUACGAGGAGAGCAUGAGGCUGUUGAGCGAAACCAAUGCGGCCGUGGAAAUGCACCGACUUGGCGGGUUCAGCUUGGACUUCAGUGGCAUCGAUGCUGCUCUGGUCAAGUCUGCAAUUCAGCGUGCUCGGAGGGACUCACCCAUGAGCGGACAUGAAGCAAUAGCGGUUGCAUCUCUAUUGCAAUUUGCUGAUACUCUACAGCUGAAUCUACGAGCUGCAAUCAAGGAAGAUGCGGAUUGGCAUGGACGCUUCAUGCCUUUGAGUGAAGUGAUUCUGGAAUUCAUAGUAAAUCGAGCUCUUAUUAAGUUGAUACAGCAAGUCCUUGAUGAAGAUGGCUCUGUUAAAGACUCCGCUAGUCCUUUGCUUAAACGGUCACGUGAACAAGUGCGGAUGCUUGAAAAGAGGCUACAUGAGUUGAUGGAUAAAUUAAUGAUGAAUGAUAGGAAUGAGUCAUCCUUCCAAGAAGUGAGUAAUGUCAAUGGAAGAUGGUGCAUAAAGUCCGGAAUGGAUAAGCUGACAAAUUUGAAUGGUCUACUGAUAUCCAGUGGUUCAGGGAAUGGAAAUAUUAUAGAGCCACUUGCUGCCGUUCCUUUAAAUGAUGAGCUGCAACGAGCAAGAGGAUCGGUGGCAAAGGCAGAGGAAGAUGUGCUUCUAAUGUUAACAAAGAAGAUGCAAAUGGAUCUUGAUGAAACUGAAAUUUUGCUGAACAGAAUAAUCCAACUGGAUAUGAUAAAUGCUCGAGCUACUUAUAGUCUUUCAUAUGGGGGCACAUGUCCUGAUCUGCUUCUACAAGAGGAGAAGAGUAGAUUGCUCGACGCUGAAACAUCCUUGUCAGAGCACAAAAUUUCAAAAUCAUCAAACUCCAUGGAAUGGAUGUUGUUUUUGCCUAAAGCUUAUCAUCCCUUGUUGGUCCAGCAGCAUAGACUAAAUCUGCGCAAGGCCCGAAAGGAUCUCAGCAGUGCUGCUGCAGAAAUAGGAAGGAGGAAAAUGGCAGCAGGAAUGUCAAUUAAAGGAGAGUCAGAGAUUGAUAUUGUAGCCCUGAAAGAGCGGGUUGCAGCCAUCGAACAAGCUAAGCCAGUCGCAGUUGAUUUUUUCAUUUCCAGGGAGACUAAGGUUUUGGUCAUUACUGGCCCUAAUACUGGUGGGAAAACUGUAUGCCUUAAAACAAUUGGCUUGGCAGCUCUGAUGGCAAAAUCAGGCCUAUACAUCUUGGCAGCUGAAUCUGUACGGAUCCCUUGGUUUGAUUCUGUCUUUGCUGAUAUUGGUGAUGAACAGUCUUUGUCCCAAUCUUUAUCUACCUUCUCUGGACACUUGAAACAAAUCAGUGACAUUCAAUCAAAAUCAACAAAACAGUCGUUAGUGCUACUAGAUGAAGUUGGUGCGGGAACAAAUCCUCUAGAAGGAGCAGCUCUGGGAAUGUCACUGCUGGAAUCUUUUGCCAAUGGUGCUCUUUUGACAAUAGCUACAACCCAUCAUGGUGAACUGAAAACCCUGAAAUACAGCGCUGCUAGCUUCGAAAAUGCUUGUAUGGAGUUUGAUGAAGUAAAUUUAAAGCCUACUUACAAGAUUCUCUGGGGAAUUCCAGGGCGUUCGAAUGCCAUCAGUAUAGCUGAAAGAUUGGGACUGCCUGGCACAAUUGUCAAUGAUGCUCGUGAACUGUAUGGUUCAGCAAGUGCGGAGAUAAAUGAGCUCAUUACUGAUAUGGAAAAAUACAAGCAGGAAUUCCGUGAGCUGCAACGUGAUUCACAAUCUUACCUAAUGCUCGCGAGGGACCUUCACAGAAAAUUGUUGGCCGCGCGGAGGAGGAUUGAGGAACAACGUAUUGCUCAAAAGAAUAAGAUGUUUAGAGAAAUAUCAGAGGCUGCUGCAGUGGCACGCUCAAUGCUCCAUAAGAGAGUGCGGGAGUUUCGUGCAUCCCAAGUGCAGCGCUUCCAGCCAAUUGGAGUAAAAACAAGCCCGAAGUCAUUGGCUGCCAAGCGCCAACAUAGUAUAGAUGAAGACAGCAAAGAUCUUGUGCAAAGGAAAAGUACAAUCCCGUCUGAACCUCUCAAGCAAUCAUCUUUAGAUUCCCAUUGUCAUGUCAUUCAUUGUGAAUGGCAGGAUGUAGAACAAAGAUAUCAAAGCCAUAAGUUGAAGAAUGCGAUGGAAAAGGCUGAAAGGUUCGAACGAGCGCUCUAGUCUCACAUCGUUACACUAUACUGUUGCCAGAUUUCCACUGUAACCGGAGAAAAUUUCCUCUUUAUUAAUGAUGAAUUGGAAGAUGGGGAAUCUUAGCAGCGAAUUAAAGAUAUGUUUGAGGACUGGGGUCAACUGGAGCUUUAACGUAGUGAAGAGUCAUGGGAGUCUCACUGCACAUGUUCCGUGGGUCCGAAGGUUAUAUGGUUGUGACUCAAUGCUUGUUGAGCAUCUCCGGCUUCCAUUCAAUGUCUUAUCUAUUUAUGAAGGAAAAGUGGUUGUCAGUUCACAAGAGUGGAUGCUUCAGGCUUUUAAUAGGAGGUUUUGGACCAUUUCAGUUCGUAUCAGGGCAACUUGCAGUGUCAAGAUUUGGUUGAAUCAACCAGGAGACGACAUCCCCAAGUCUUUGCAGAAGAGGCUUCUCUUGAGAUAAGUUGCAUCAUUUUGAAUCGGUCCAACUAAAUAAAAUUUGAUUAACUGCAACAAGUCGUUCAGUUGUGCAUUGGCGAAUUUUCAGGCAAUCUGGGUCUAAUCCAUUACUUUUUAGAUGGGCAUCUAGGUCCUUGAACCUAUUCUGGUGUUGGACCAAUCACCAAAUUUUCCCGGUUUCUUGUUGAUAGGAAUUUCCUAGAUAGCACAUCUAUCGUUCCCCUUGCUUUCGGAACCAUGGUAGACAAAAGAAGAAGCUUUUGCAUUCGCCUGCACUCUUACAGGUGAUUACUCCUCUUUAAGGUAAAACACAAGGUUUUUGACCUGCUGCAUCUUUGCACUCCUAUCCUAUACCUUCAAGGCUUGUUAGAGCUCCUCUCAAAAUAAAACCUUAACAUGCAUCUGCCUUCCUGGAGCAGGAGGUUGUGCUUAAGAGACUGCGAGCAUAGUUUCUUUCUUUACCUUCUAUAGUAAAUAUGCCCACAAUAUGGAGUAGACAUGUACACCACACUCUCUCUGACCAAAAUAAGAUUCACGCAUUCGCGCACACAUGCCACUCUCCACAUGAAGACAGGGCGGAAGAUGCUUCGUCACAUCAUGUCUCAAUGGAUGGACUCAGUUUUGAGUGUUUCCUCCUAGCAUGUCUUGUGCACUAAGCUGUGAGUUUUGGCAUUUUGGCUAUACCACGAUGCUUGCAAGAGAUGAUCGAAAUUGCUGACUUUAAUGUUUCAAAGUUUGAGGUUUUGAUACAAUUUUCUGCUUUGUCUUUA